CGAGGAGCCGCACCACGGCCACGAGGAGCUGCACUGGCACAAGAACAGGGUCCACGGGCCUCAUGAGAAGGGGCACAAGGUGGAGAAGCCGGACGAGGUUUUCCGUGUGGGCUUCCCCCUUCGCACCAACUACAUGUACGUCAAGGUGAAGCGGACGCUGCAUCACGAGAUCUUCGCUUUCACUGUCUGCCUCUGGCUCAAGUCCAGCUCAGCGCCUGGCGUUGGCACCCCCUUCUCCUACUCCGUGCCUGGCCAGGCCAACGAGCUGGUGCUCAUUGAGUGGGGCAACAACCCCAUGGAGCUACUCAUCAACGACAAGGCUGCCACCUUGCCCCUGGCUAUCCACGACGCCAAGUGGCACCACAUCUGCGUGACCUGGUCGACGCGGGACGGCAUCUGGGAGAGCUACCAGGACGGGGUGCGGCGGGGCAGCGGGGAGAACCUGGCCCCCUGGCACCCCAUCAAGCCAGGGGGCAUCUUCAUCCUGGGGCAGGAGCAGGACACGCUGGGCGGCCGCUUCGACGCCACGCAGGCCUUCAUCGGGGAGCUGGCCGACUUCAACGUGUGGAGCCACGUCCUGGCGCCGGGCGAGGUCUACAGGCUGGCCACCUGCGCCGGCCGCGCCCGCGGGGAUCUCGUGGCCUGGGCCGAGGGCGCCGUGGAGCUGCACGGGGGCGUGGCCAAGCUGCCCUUCAACGCCUGCCACUGA
Molecule: messenger RNA, 709 nt
Organism: Malaclemys terrapin pileata
Lineage: Eukaryota; Metazoa; Chordata; Testudines; Emydidae
Product: neuronal pentraxin-1-like
Exons: 4
Coding region: 134-709 (191 amino acids)
Source: RefSeq, a predicted model, not a curated record